GGCGGUGCCGCAUGCGCAAUAGAAGGAGCCGAGGCGCUGUGUGUGUUGCUGCCUAAACUCUUCCGGUCCGAAGUCUUCUUCUGGCCGAGAGGGAGCCGGGCUGGCGGCUUUGGGGCUCUUGGAGUUGGGUGGACGGCGUCUUGGGGCCCAGAUGAGCCAAUGGCAUCCUGCACACUACCUUUGGGGCCACAGAGGCGUCUUUUCCGGACGGCCCUCCGGCGAGAGGAAGGGUGGAAGCCACGCCCCCGAAAGGUGGAAAGACUAUAUCCCAGUUGGACAGCGGAUGCCAGGAACCCGUUUCAUUGCUUUCAAAGUUCCUUUGAAAAAGAGUUUUGAAGAGAAUCUUGCUCCAGAAGAAUGUUUUUCCCCCUUGGAUCUUUUUAACAAAGUCCAAGAACAGAAUGAAGAACUUGGACUGAUUGUUGAUUUAACAUAUACUCACCGCUAUUACAAGCCAGAGGACUUACCAGAAACUGUUCCUUACUUAAAAAUUUAUACAAUUGGGCAUCAGGUACCUGAUGAUGACACCAUUUUUAAAUUCAAAUAUGCUGUUAAUGGGUUUUUGAAAGAAAAUAAAGAUAAUGACAAACUUAUUGGCGUCCACUGUACCCAUGGUGUAAACAGGACUGGCUACCUCAUCUGCAGAUAUUUGAUUGAUGUAGAAGACAUGAGGCCAGAUGAUGCAAUUGAAUUAUUCAACAGGUGCCGAGGACAUUGCUUGGAAAGACAAAACUACAUUGAGGACCUUCAGAAUGGGCCCAUCAGAAAGAAUUGGGAGUCCAGUGUAUCCAGAUCAAGUGGUUUUGAAGACACAACACAUCUGAUGGAACCAGUCCACACCACUAAUAAGUCUGUUAACCAAGAACCUAGGUAUAACCUACAUCGAACACAAGGUUACAGAACACCUUCUCGGCAUUUCCACAUACAGAAUCAAGGUUUGCAGCAGUCAAUAAGAAAAUUUUCACCAUAUCAGGAUGUUUACCGGAGAGACCGUAUCCCUCCUCCUGGUCCCCCGGGAGGAGACUAUUCUCAGAAUAGGUACUCUUGGAAUGUAAAGCCAAAUGCCAGUCAAGCAACCCAGAAUAAAAGGUGGUCUUCUGGCAGUUACUACAGACUCUCCUAUCCAACCUAUUGUGGAUGGACUGAGUGACACAACCCUAUCCUGGAAAUCUGGAGACAGAGCAGGACUGAAGACAGCUGGAAUGACUUUUUAUCAGAGCAGGUCAAAUGAGGUUUAUAAUCUGUUUUAUUGCUCCCUUAUAUGUUCAAGUGUAAGGAAAAAUUGUAUUGAUAUUUACCUCUUUGCUCAUAAAUUUGCACUACUUGCAACAGUGAAGGAAAUAAUCUGUCAUUCCAGUCUUAAAUUUUUUUAAAGGUGAUAUUUUAGAAGUGAUAAAGUAGUAAAAGAACUUCCUUUGUAAAUUAUUUUUUUAAAAUUCUAUCUUUUCUAUGUAUUUCCUUCUAACUAGACUUGUGAUAUGAAUGUGUGAAGGUGCAGACAUUUUUAAUGUUUUUGUCAUGUUCUGUCAUUGAGCCGAUCAGUCAUAAGGGUAUCUGUUACCCCAACUGUUGAAGGUUUCUAUUAGAAUCUACCUGAGAGACAAUCUCUUUAGAACCUGAUCACUAUUUGUAAUUAGCUGUGGUAUUUUUAUGAUUAGGCAUUUCUUUCUUUGGCCAUCUACUGUGGGAUUUGACUGACUUCCUUUAACUGAAUUUUCAGGGUGCCAUCUAAACACAAGAAUGGAUAAAUUCUGAGGGAUUGAUUGUCAAUUUAUUGAUUGUCACUUUGGUUUUAUUGAUAAGCCAGAAAUGCUGGGUAGUUUACCUAAAAGGGUAAUUGUUAAUCGACUGGGUAGAUCUAUUCAGAAAACUUGAAAACUUGUAUAUAUAUAUACGACUAUAAAAUUUGCUUACUGAGCAGAAUAGGAUACAACAUUAAAAGCCUGGGAUAUCUGGGAAGA
This is a messenger RNA of Manis pentadactyla (Chinese pangolin), 1961 nucleotides long. Its product is annotated as RNA/RNP complex-1-interacting phosphatase. The record is from RefSeq and is a predicted model, not a curated record. The transcript is spliced from 9 exons. Bases 152 to 1150 code for a protein of 332 amino acids. NCBI's taxonomy places the organism in Eukaryota, Metazoa, Chordata, Mammalia, Pholidota, Manidae. Gene Ontology annotation, molecular function: protein tyrosine/serine/threonine phosphatase activity; polynucleotide 5'-phosphatase activity. Gene Ontology annotation, biological process: protein dephosphorylation.